This is a messenger RNA of Durio zibethinus, 3897 nucleotides long. RefSeq names its product formin-like protein 1. The record is from RefSeq and is a predicted model, not a curated record. Gene Ontology annotation, molecular function: actin filament binding. NCBI's taxonomy places the organism in Eukaryota, Viridiplantae, Streptophyta, Magnoliopsida, Malvales, Malvaceae. Gene Ontology annotation, biological process: actin cytoskeleton organization; actin nucleation.
GCGCCAGCAGAAUAUUAGCUUGAUGCAGCACCUCCUACAUCUUUCCAAUACUCUUUCACCGCAUCUUUUCCUUUCCAUUCUGAUCCAUGCCUUUUCCUUUCUCUUUCUCUUUCUCUACUUCCUCAAAAAGAAAAGAAAAGUCCCCACAAGUCUCAGUGUCACACCAUUUCGUUCUCUCUUUCUCUUCCUCCCUUUAGAGCUGCUGCAGAAGCCAAAAACGCAAUGCUUUCCCCUUUCUUCUUCUUCUUAUUCUCCUGCUGCUGCUGCUUCUUCUUGUUUAUGUCAUGCGAAACGCUUCACAUUCCUAGCCGUAGGAUCCUCCAUCAACCUUUCUUUCCAGUAGAUUCUAUCGCUCCUUCUCCUUCCCCUCCGGCUCCCAAAUAUCCUUUCUCUUCUUCCACUUCUACCCCUCCCGAUUCCCCCUUCUUCCCUACAUUCCCUUCUGCUCUCCCAUCUCCCUCUCCUUCCACUUUCUCUUCUUUCCCCGCCAAUGUUUCCUCCCUUCUCCUCCCUCUCACUCCCUCUCCGAACCAUAAUUCCCAAAAACUCCUUAUCCUUGCUAUCGCCGCCGUCAUUUCCGCCUCCAUUGUCGCCGGAAUUCUCGUUUUUUUCUACUGCAGACGCUGUAGGCAAAAACGUAAUUUCCUUGACGAUAACAAGACCUUGACAUCUGACAAUAGCAGCAGAUUAUACCCCAAUAACAUUGUUGAUGCUCGUAAGCUGAGAACAACUUCCACGACCAGUUCCGAAUUUCUUUACUUGGGCACUGUGGUAAAUUCACGAGGCCGAAUCGACGAUGCUUCCAAUAAUUCGAGAGGCCAUGCCCGGUUGGAUCCGAGAAAAAUGGGCUCCCCGGAGCUCCAGCAGUUUCCGCCUCUGUCUGGACAGAACACUGGUCGGGACUUUCGAGACGUUGAAGUAGAUUCGGUUGCAGAAGAAGAAGAAGAGUUUUAUUCGCCGAGAGCAUCGUCGGGCGGUCGAGAGAGUUCGGGUGCAACGGGAUCCGGAUCAAGAAGAGUAUUUACGGCGAUUGCUGUUAAAAGCAUUGAGUCUAGUAGUACUUGUUCGUGUUCACCUUCGAGUUCGAGUUUACCCGCCAGGUCUCAGUCUCUUAGUAUUUCUGUGCCGUUUAGUUUGAGUCCGGGAAGAUCCGACUCAAAAUCUCUGGAACUCGUGCAAGUUCAACCUUCUUUGUCUCCGGACACGAUUAUAGCUGAUUCGCUAAUAGUUUUGAAUGCUUCCAAUGGAAAUGUACAAUCUCCGUUGCUGUCCAUGCCCUCUACAUCACCAGACCGAGUGCUUUUAAAAGAAUCAGAUGUUCGAAGCGUGCAAUACCCUUUAUUUUCUCCGAUGUUAGUCGAGAACCGAGAUUCUUCUGUUGUUCCGGGUCGAAAUAUGGGGUCACCUUCGCUGUUUUUGGCCUCUACUUCGCCAAAUAGACUGUUGAUAGAGAAGCUAGAUGCUUCUAUUAGAAAUUUUAAUGAUUUGGUUCAAAAUAUGAGGACCCCUUUGAUCGUAUCUUCAGCUGCUACUAGUUCACCAGCAAAAGAAUCUUCGAUUAAUGAUAUGGAUCGAAUUGCCAGGUCUCCUUCAUUGUCAUCAGCCUCUAUAUCCCCAGACAGAACUUUGAAUGAGAGUGAGCUGUCUCCUUUGCUAUCCUCGGCUUCAUUUUCACCGGACAGAGCUUUCGAGAAAUGCCCAGACAUGUCUCCGUUGAUGGUUGGUGUUUCGGAUUACGAUAAGGGUUCUUCUUUGUCGUCUACAGCUUCUUCAUCACCAGGAGGAGAUUUGGAGAAAAGUCCUGAUGUAUCUCUUGUAAGAAUUAGCCGGGCUUUAGAGAAGUCUAUUUUGACUCCACCACCGCCACCGCCACCUCCGCCAUAUCCAAGGCAACGACGGCUCUGGGAAAAACCAGUUUCAUCAGUAUCUUUUGCACAACAGAUACCGAAGCCGGCUCCUCUUAUGCGACCUUCGAUGCGUUUUAUGACGCAAAACCCAAUUAAUAUUUCUCCAGUCGAGUUGAUAACAAGGUCUGAGUCUGAGGCAGUGGAGGAGGUGGAGGAGGAGGCUUCGAAACCCAAGCUAAAGCCAUUACAUUGGGAUAAAGUACGAGCCAGCUCUGAUCCCGAAAUGGUGUGGGAUCACCUCAAAUCAAGCUCAUUUAAGUUGAUUGAGGAGAUGAUUGAAACACUAUUCGUUGUUAACACGACAAAUUCUAAACCAAACCAAACAACUCCCUGCUCUGUUCUUCCAUCACCAAACCAAGAGAAUAGAGUGCUGGAUCCCAAAAAGGCACAGAACAUUGCAAUUUUGUUGAGGGCACUCAAUGUGACUGUCGAAGAAGUUUGUGAAGCCCUUUUAGAUGGUAAUGCAGAUAAACUUGGCCCUGAACUUCUUGAAAGUUUAUGGAAAAUGGCUCCGACAAAGGAAGAAGAACGUAAGUUGAAGGAGUACAAAGAUGAUUUACCAGUCAAGCUUGGUCCUGCUGAGAAAUUUUUGAAAACAGUUCUUGAUAUACCAUUUGCCUUUCAACGGGUGGAUGCAAUGCUGUACAUAGCCAACUUUGAGUCUGAAGUUGAAUACCUCAAAAAGACUUUCGAAACUCUAGAGGCUGCUUGCGAGGAAUUAAGAAACAGUAGGAUGUUUUUGAAACUUCUAGAGGCUGUGCUCAAGACUGGGAACCGCAUGAAUGUUGGGACAAACCGUGGUGAUGUCCAUGCCUUUAAACUUGAUACACUUCUUAAGCUUGUUGAUGUCAAGGGUGCGGAUGGGAAGACCACACUCUUGCAUUUUGUUGUACAAGAAAUUAUAAGAACUGAGGGUGCUUGUCUUUCGAACACUAACCAAACAUCAAGCUCCACUUUAAACGAAGAUGCUCGGUGUAGGAAGCUUGGUUUACAAGUUGUUUCUGGUCUCAGUUCAGAGCUCACCAAUGUGAAGAAAGCUGCUGCAAUGGAUUAUGAGGCACUUAGUGGUGAUGUCUUUAAGCUUUCUAGAGGCCUCGGAAACAUCAGCGAGGUUCUAAGAUUAAAUGAGACAAUGGGGCCGGAUGAGAGCAAAAAGAAAUUUUCAGAAUCAAUUAAUAGGUUUAUGAAAAUGGCCGAGAAGGGGAUUAUAAGGAUUCAAGCCCAUGAAAGUGUGGCUCUAUCUCUAGUGAAGGAGAUUACAGAAUGCUUCCAUGGGAACUCGGCAAAGGAAGAGGCCCACCCAUUUAGAAUCUUUAUGGUAGUGACGGAUUUCCUCACAGUUCUUGAUCGGGUCUGCAAGGAAGUUGGCAUGAUAAAUGAACGAACCAUUGUUAGUUCUGCCCAUAAAUUCCCAGUUCCAGUGAAUCCAACGAUGCAACUAAUUUUUCCAGUUCCAGUGAAUCCAACGCUGCCACAAGCUUUUCCUGGAUUUCACGGCGGGCCGCAGCACAGUUCUGAUGAUGAAACUGCAUCACCGCAGCUAUAUGCAGCUUGUCACAGGUCAAUAACUUUAGGUUGAAGCUGCCAUAAUUGGGUGGUUUCGGUUUAGAGCUUGUAUGGCCGGGCCAGCAAGGUCGUUAUAAUUUAUUUACUUAUUUUUGCAUCUGUAUAAAUCCAUGUAUAAUACUUUGAGAACCGUUUUGUUCUAUAGAUAAUGUAUACGAGAAGAGAUUUUCUUGGAAAAGAGCUAACUCAAUGGCAUUCUGCUGAAUUAGUUGGAUGUCUUGUAAUACACAAGUCUUUGUUAUAGAAGCCUGGUUAUCCAUUUUUCAUGCAAUGUUUGGAAAGGAUUCUCCAUUGAACAUAAAUUUAUUUCCCCUCACAAUUUUAAAUACAACACAAUACAAGGACGAAAGACACGAAGAAAACAAUCCAAUUUAGAAUUUUAAUAAAAACCAUAUAUAUGUUAAGUAAAAAUAAAAUAAUAAAA